CCAGCAUUCUCAAGCACACUUACACACUCGACACGGCCGACCAGCAGCAGCCAGGGCCCCUCUCCGCCCGCAGCGACUCUCUUCUUCCUGCCUGUCCCUCACCUCUCCCGCGUGACGGAGGUCCCCGCUCUGCAGGAGCUGCUCCAGGGUAUCCUGAAACAGGAGUGAGAUGUGGUGAAACACGUCGUCUCCCAGACCCCCGACCUCCCACAGCUGUACUCCCGACCACCCGACACGGCUUCUGGGGUUGAAGCGAUCGCUGAAGAACUCCGCAGAGCACACCAUGGAUAUCAGUGUGAGGAAUGAUAAAAAUAUGGGGGACACUAAGAUGCUGUCAGUCUCGGCUGCAAAUCCUCAGGAUCUGAGCCAACGGGGAGUGAAGGUGUACGAUGAUGUCCAGAAGGUGGUGUACGAGGUGUGCUCCAGAGGCACCACCAGCCUGGAGAAUGGCAUCCAACUCUGGAGCUCCUCGGAGACAGAUGAACUGAUGCAGCUGGUGGGACAGACCUUUGGGGACGGGGACGGUGUGGUGGUCACACGUUCGGACCCAGCUGCUGCUGCGACCGGCACUGGGGAACAGACCGCAUCCAGUGAAGCUAACCUGGACACGGCACUGGGUUCAAGGGGGAAAGGGCUGCCUGCCCGUCCAAGAAACAGGAACGGGGACAAGGCAGCGCCUGAGGCCUCGGCGGAGAUGCCCUUCACUUCGGUGUACAUGGGUGAGGGGAUGCCAAGAGUCCUGGAGUUCGACGGCACCGUCCAGGGGGACGUGGUUCUGAUCGAUGAAGAUGACGACCGGUCCCUACGCGAGAAGACCGUCACUGACACGUCCGCCACGGACGGCAAUGCGGCGGACCUGGUCGCCGGUCGGCCUGCGUCCGUCUCCUCCGAACUGGCCUCCGAGGAAAAGGAAGAGAGCUCAGUCGCUGAGCUUCCGCUGCCGGUGACUCAGAAGAAAAAGUGCUGCCGGUGCUGUACUGUCAUGUGACCUCAUCAGGGCUGCCAUUGCAGAAGGCCCGAUCAGAAAAGCCUCACCUCGUUGUUGACAGAAGCUUCACCUCUGUUCUCGGAAGUCUUUCUUUUUUAAAAAUCAGCGGUGUACUUUUCAGCAGCUUACCAGCAACCAUCACUGUGUGAUGCUGAAAAGUAUGAGGGAAGGACAUGUGACCAGUAUUAGAAUGAGAGCUUAAAAAAAAAAUCAAGCUAAUGCUAUUUGAAUACAUAAAUACUUCAUCAUCAUUUGGUAAUUCACACUCUAAAAACUUUCUUACAAACAUUUUUACUGCCUUUCAUAUGCCAGUUGUCCAGGUGCCUUAAAGAAGCAUGAAUAAACUUAUAGUUGGACAAUGAAGAGAGUAUAUUUCACAUUUCAAGUGAAAGUGAAAAUUCCCUCUCUUUUUGGAGGGAGGAGCCAAAACAAUGAAAAAACGCAGUAUGCAAUAAGAGGUAUUCUUUCAUUCUUUCCUAUUUAUUCUAUUUAUUCUGUGAGUAGCAGCAGCUAAUUUAAAGUAUUCUCUUUAAUUUAUUUUACUGUGUUUUUAUUUUAAAGCUAUGAAAUGGACUUGCUCAUAGCUUGGCAAGACAUGUAAGUGCUUUUCUUGAAAUUUCCAUAGAAGACUGUCAAGUUUCUAGGGCUAAUUUUGUAAAUAUGUUUCUAAUACCAAGGAUUUCUAGGCUCUAAUUUACCUGAAAAUUGGUUGAAGUAGAUAGUUGCAUUCAUGUACCUCCUCUUUGGAAAAGUAGGUUCCUUUUUUUGAAUGCACUGCUUUCAAACUGCAGUUUCCAAACCCUUUUCUUUUCUGAAAUUCACAUUAUGCUUUUGAUCCCUCUCUUUUUAAAGUUAAUAACUACCUAUUAGACAUUAACAGGGUCGUAAGGCUCUUCUCCCCUCCAGGGGUUGGCUAGCACAAGCUGUACAGUGACAAUCAAGUUUACAUGUAAAGUUAAUUUGGUGCUACUCAUCAUUGGAAACAGUACAUGUUGCUUGCUAAUUGAAUCAUGGUCACUAUCAUAUUAGCAGUUCUAUUCAAUUGGCCACUUUGUCUGGAAAAAUGCCCAAAAUUAGAAUUGUGUUAUGUCUAUAUACUUAUUCCCCAUAUAUUUCUUUGUAAAGUGAAGCCAUAUAAAAAUGUCUAUUGACAUACUCUAAAUAUUCUGAAAUACAUUUUUCUUAAAUUGAUUUAAAACAGAUGCUUGAUUGCAUUAAUGCAUGCAACCAAUAAUAUCUCUGCAAUAUAGUGAAUUAAAAAGGCCAGAUUUCAAGCACACGGAAAUGCUAGUUCCUAACAUGCUACUAAUAACAGAAGUCAGUUUUUGUUCUUUUGUAAGAGCUGAUUUUCAUAUGAUUUUAAGAUUCUGAAUUCAAUUAGGCAGCCAUGGAAAUGUGAAGUCUUGAUUGUUAUAUCUCAACAGAAAUCAUUUGUUGAGCCAAUUGACAUGCUUAAUUUCCAUUGUAUGUGUUAGCACUACAAUUAUCUUCUAUAUUAAUUAAUUGCUUCAUUUAUUUAAAGUUGAAUAUCUCAGGUGUCAUUACAGCCAUUAUUACUAGAGUCCUGCAUUGUCAAAAAAUGAGCAGCCAUGAAAUUAAAUAGAAAUCUGCAAAAAGUAUUAUCUAUGACUGACAUCAUACAGAAUAAUUACGGCUUUUACAUUUUUACAAAUGACCGCAUAUAGCCAUACUAGUUAUACAUAGUUAUCUAACAUCUGUUACUAAUUUUUUAGAAGGGAGAAAAAUGGGGAUUCAUGAAUACAUAAUUUUGUUAUGAUAAUAUUCUAUAAUUGUUAUUACAUAUCUCACUGAGAUGAUUCAGGUGCUGCAAUUCUUUUUGAUAAUUGCUCAACAGGUGGCUUAUGAGGAUAAUUGGUCCACAGGUGGCUUAUUAUUCUAUUUUAAAAGUAGUCACAAAUUUUAUGUUUCCCAGCUUUAACUUUAGGUCAGUUAUUUUUGUUUCUGUUUGUAUAUCGAAUCUUGUAGGCCAUUUACCUGCACUGUUUAUUAUUUGUCUAACAGUGUAAAUAUUACAAUAACCAAAGUUUGCCAUUGUCACUUUUAAUGCAAAAUAUUUAAUAAAACAAUGAUUUUUAUUUUAAUAUUUGACAGCUACAUACAAAACUAAAAUUAUGUAAUGUGUUUGUUUUCCUUUUUGAAAAAUGCAUUGGACAAUAGUAGAUAUACAGCUAGCCAUAUGAAUGGAUUUCUGUGAGUUCUACAAUAAAUCUGUUAUUUUGUGUUCAUGUA
Molecule: messenger RNA, 3238 nt
Organism: Conger conger (European conger)
Lineage: Eukaryota; Metazoa; Chordata; Actinopteri; Anguilliformes; Congridae
Product: paralemmin-1
Exons: 4
Coding region: 284-988 (234 amino acids)
Biological process (GO): regulation of cell shape
Cellular component (GO): membrane
Source: RefSeq, a predicted model, not a curated record